UCCUUCAUGUGACCAAUUAAUUACUUUCUUUCUUUUGCAUGUAUUUAUAGCCAUCCACUUUCUCCUUCCUCCACCACCCCCAACUUCCAACACUCUCUUAUCUGAAUCUCUCUUUAUAUUUCUCUCUGAUAUUAUGAAGCAAAACUUCUAUUUUUCUGCUCUUAUAAUCCUCCUGAUCCUUGUUACUUUCUCCUCAAACACAUUUGCCCGUUUGAUUCUGCAGAAACGAGGACUGGAGGAGGUGAAGGUGAAGGAAAUUGCCACUGAAGUUUCCAGUGAACAGAUGGAGAAUCUAAUGGGAAUAGAGGCAUGUGAGAAUGGAGAUGAAGAAUGUUUGAAGAGAAGACUAAUUUCAGAGGCUCACUUGGACUACAUUUACACCCAGAAGCUUAAGCCUUAAAACUUCCAUUUCUUCUUCAAGUUCCAUCGGCUUCUUCUAUUCUACGUAUUGCUGUUCCUUUAUGCAAUAUAUCUGUUCUCUCAAUAUUCUUCUCAACCCACAAUUAAUUUUGGUCUACUUUUCUCCUGUGAUAUAAUGUAUCACUAUUUCUAUCCAGAUGUUGUGUGUGUGUGUUUGCAUGAGUGUAGAAAAUUAUAGCAGAAGUAAUACUAAAUUAUCAGAGCCUUCUGCUGAAAGUUCUGAAAUCUUGGUAGGUGAUGAAAUCGGGCUUAGGAAUUAAGGCAUAUUAAUAGACAGUUGGAAGUUAUGUUCAGACUCAUCAGUGAAUUUAGUGACAGAUUUCAGCUGCUUGCAUUUA
This is a messenger RNA of Mangifera indica (mango), 758 nucleotides long. RefSeq names its product putative phytosulfokines 6. Gene Ontology annotation, biological process: cell population proliferation. Gene Ontology annotation, molecular function: growth factor activity. Gene Ontology annotation, cellular component: extracellular region. The coding region runs from base 134 to 400 and encodes 88 amino acids. The transcript is spliced from 3 exons. The record is from RefSeq and is a predicted model, not a curated record. Lineage: Eukaryota; Viridiplantae; Streptophyta; Magnoliopsida; Sapindales; Anacardiaceae.